AGUCUCCCAACUCUAUCUCUUCUCUCCAUUCAAUUCAGUUCAAUUUUCUCUCACAAAAAAAUUCUAAUCUCUUACAGACAAGAUGAGAGCAAUGAAGUGCAAUCUUGAACUCCGACUCCUUCCUUCUCACAUGGAAGAUCAAGAAGAAGAGUUUAGUAGUAGAACAAGCCAUGGAGAUCAUGAACAACAACAACAGCUUACCAUUCUUUACAAUGGAAGAGUCUGCGUUUCUGAUGUUACUGAGCUUCAGGCUAGAGCGAUAUUAUCUUUGGCAGCAAGAGAAGUGGAAGAAACAAGGAAAACUCCAACUUCAUCAUCAACGGUACCAGUGUCAUCUUCUUCUCAACUGUCUACCACGCCAAGUAAUCUUUCAAUGAACAGAUCGCUCCAACGCUUCCUCCAGAAAAGAAAGAACCGGAUCCAGUCAAAAUCCCCAUACACUGUUAAUUAAUUAUUAAUCAUGAUUUGGGAGGCAUUAAUUAAUGUAUACAAAUUAUCAUUUUGAGUACUGAUCUUUCAUUCUUGGAUGUGACUGUAUUGGGAGACGUGUUUUGUUGAUGUGACUCUAUUGAGAUUUUGUGUUUUGGUGUAGCUUUGUUAGGGACAACAUGGAGACAUGGAAUGUUGUUGGCCUCUAUGUUGGGUGGGAAGGGAUAAUGUAUAUGAAUUUAUGUUUUGCUGAUAUGACUGUAUUGGGAUACAUGUUUAGCUUGACUUUUUGUAUAAUAAAUAUGAGAUUUUUGUUGGCUCAGCAAAAAUCUGCUAUUGCAUUUGCUUUAAACUAGAGGACAUGUAUUGGGCUUUGUAAAUUACAUUUAUUACCUUCUUUUGUC
This is a messenger RNA of Tripterygium wilfordii, 833 nucleotides long. RefSeq names its product protein TIFY 5A-like. Lineage: Eukaryota; Viridiplantae; Streptophyta; Magnoliopsida; Celastrales; Celastraceae. Gene Ontology annotation, biological process: regulation of defense response; regulation of jasmonic acid mediated signaling pathway; response to wounding. The record is from RefSeq and is a predicted model, not a curated record. The transcript has 2 exons. Bases 83 to 451 code for a protein of 122 amino acids. Gene Ontology annotation, cellular component: nucleus.